Molecule: messenger RNA, 1053 nt
Organism: Oncorhynchus nerka (sockeye salmon)
Lineage: Eukaryota; Metazoa; Chordata; Actinopteri; Salmoniformes; Salmonidae
Product: POU class 2 homeobox associating factor 3-like
Exons: 5
Coding region: 154-822 (222 amino acids)
Molecular function (GO): DNA binding; POU domain binding
Source: RefSeq, a predicted model, not a curated record
UGUAUGCUCUGAGACAGUUUUAAGACUUGUGUGUUGAGAAUUUAUGUGACUUUUAUGAAUAUUUCGAUAUAGCCCAUAUAACUCAGCCAGAAAAGGACAUUGUGGAAUCUCAUAACUGCUCUUCUUCCAGGAGUACUUCUUAAUUUGUACAACAUGUCUGAUAAGCCAAAGGUGUACCAGGGUGUGCGGGUGAAGACAACAGUUAAACAGUUGCUGCAACAGAAAAGAGCUCUCCAGACAUCAACUAAAACGAAAUCCCAGAGCUUGGUGAGUCAGGAUGUGUGCGUCUCCUCCUCCUUGUCAGGCCAUUACUUUGAUUAUUUCCCUGAAGAGAUGAAUUCCAACUGCAUCUUUCAGCCGCGGGACAUUCCAGAGAGCAACGUCCAGAUGGACAGCUUCGAUAAUCAACAAUUGAUAAGCAUGAUGAUCCCCAACGAGACCUACAGCAGUGGUAUUCUGCAUCCCGCUACCUCAACAAAACUUUGGCGCCAGGAAAAUCACUCCCCGAAUAUGGGCUAUUACGGCCAUGGCAUGGCUCCCAGCUCACCGUCAGGUUCCCUGAAUAUGCCAAGUCCGGUCGAUUACAAUAGUUAUUCGCCACAGGAGUCUUACUCUUCGUCGUGUUACAACUCUCCGACGAGGCUGGACUUGAGUUAUGGGUUUGUUCCAGACCACUACCACUACCAGAACUGCAACCUCCAGGAGAGCGUCUCCACUCCAGAAUACGCACCGUAUGGCACAUCAGACUAUGUAUACGCCUCGCCUGCGGAGGACAGCUACUUCAGGCGUGAUUUGUCAAAUUCAGAGCUGUGCUACCUUUGAAAAUGUAUUCGGUCUUUGUUGUCUGUGUAAAUACAGUAUAAUUUGCAGUCAAAACAAUGUCUGUAACUCGAAGUCAAACGUUGACACUUGUGGCAUUUGUUUUGAGAUGUAGGCCUGCUUUACAUUUCAGAGUGUUUGCGGUCGAAGUUUCCUCCGAGUUUCUGUUUUUGAUAUGAUUGGAAUAAUGGUUUUAGAAUUCCCGAGUUUGGAUAAAUGUUGGAUAUGUGUGGG